This is a messenger RNA of Pollicipes pollicipes, 960 nucleotides long. RefSeq lists its product as uncharacterized. The coding region runs from base 1 to 960 and encodes 319 amino acids. NCBI's taxonomy places the organism in Eukaryota, Metazoa, Arthropoda, Thecostraca, Pollicipedomorpha, Pollicipedidae. The record is from RefSeq and is a predicted model, not a curated record. The transcript has 3 exons.
AUGGGCAUCUGCAGCCUUCUCGUGUGGUCGCAGUUUGGCACCGGCGUUCCUCGCCUGGCGGCACGUCUCGAGGUGACACGGUCUUGUGUCGUCGCCGCGGACGUGCCGUCUGGCUUCGCGCUGGCCAAAACCAUCCCGGUGGCCUGGCGCGCGGUGGACGGCGAGCUACGGCUUGCGGUCGGCGACGAUGUGGUGCCGCGUCGCGAGGCGGCUGCCCUCCUGCGAGAGGCGGGCCGCCAGGCGGCCGCCGAGCGUCUGUAUCGCCUGCCUCACCAGGGCAAAGUGAUGCAGACGGUCGGCGACCAGCGCGUGAGCAACCACUACAUGUACCGUGGCAGCUUCACCCGCUUUGCCGAGUGGCUCUUUGUGCACCGCGCGCGGCUGGGACUGGUGCCUCUAAACGGCGUCCGUCGCAGCCCUGUGCGGGGCGACGAGCGCUGCCGGCGGUGCGGUUACGCGCGCGAGACGCUGUCCCACGUGCUGUGCCACUGCAUGCCGCACAGUGACGCCUUCCAGCGCCGUCACAACGCCAUCCUGAGCCGCCUCCACAAGGCGGUGCAGCGGGAUGGCGUGGUGACACAGGUCAACCGGCGGGUGCCGGGGUGCGUCUCCUCCCUGCGCCCCGACCUGGUGGUGACCCGCGGUGACGAGGUCAUCCUGGCCGACGUCACCGUGGCCUUUGAGAAUGGGCCACACGCGCUUCGCGCUGCCAGCGACGCCAAGGUCCGCAAGUACACCCCACUCGUGCACGAGCUGCGCGGGCGGGGCAAGACGGCCAGUGUGGUGGCGUUGAUCGUCGGUCCCCUGGGCACCUGGUGGCGGGGCAACGAGGCCUCGCUGCGCCGGCUUCGUGUCAGCCGGAACUACGCUAAGCUGAUGCGGCGGCUCAUGGCCGAAACAGUGUGCUGCUGGCGUCGGCAAGAUGGCGGCGACGACCCUGAUGUCACCGCGUCCGGGUGA